AUGACGUCGUUCAUCCUCAUUCUAAUCUUAUUUUCUGAAUACGCGAAUGCUCAAAUUUCUCCUAUUCUGGAUUUGACUAACCAAACAGACACACACUUGAUUCCAGCCGCCAACUGCAUAUUUACGGAGUCUGUCAUAGACUCUGCUAGCAUGAACAAGUUCCCAAAGAACUGCGCAACUGUAUGUGCAUCCCCGUUGUAUAUCGGGAAUGAGACAGAUCUAACUGAGAAACAACUGACAAAUGCCUUGAAGAAUAUGAAACAUUUGAUUGGAGAAUUGAUUGUGAGUGGAUCAAAAUUCAAGACCGGAAAGUUUCUGGCAGCUUUGGAGACUAUUGAUUGUGACAACACUGGUUAUUUUCAAUGGACCUCGAACGACAAUUUGACAGAGAUAGGACUGCUGAAUCUGAAAACGAUAGCUUGCAGAAUUGAGAUAAACUCCAACAAGAUGUUGACAAAAUUGAAUUUGCCCAAUAUGGUGCCCACUCCAUCGCUCACUGCCAAUUAUUCCCGAAUAGACGUUGAAAUUUCAAAUAACUCCGCAACACUUUGUGUGACUGUCCAGGAAAUGGCUAAUCUAGUGUCUAACCAAAAUGUGGACAUUAGAAUUAUGCCACAAUCUUACUGUUCUAUGGGAAUGAAUAGCUCCACUGAGAAAACUUGUGGAUUUGAAAACUCUUCCCUAUCAACAAUGGAGUCUGGAUGUGUUCGAGUGUGUGGAGAUGUUAAGAUUGAGUUGAACGAUGAAGAGCAUACACAUAAGUUGAAAACUGUCAAGAAAAUAUUUGGCUCGUUGACAAUCGACGGAACUAAUUUGACUAAUAUCGACUUUUUGGAUGGAUUAGAGAGUGUAGUUGCCUUGAAAGAUGACGAAGCAGCGAUCCGAGUACAAUACAACCCUAAUUUAUCCAAUGUUUCUUUCCCAAGUCUGAAACGUGUCUACGCAGACAUUUCUGAUUCAAUUGUGUUUCAAAACAACAGUGAAGAGCUUCUAAUGGAUCCAAGCAUCUGCUGGGGAAUUCGAAAAGCUUUGAACACUACAGAUGCGUCAAUUCCCACUAUUGACGGACAACAGUGUGUAGGACCCAUCAUCGUCCAUACUGAAACUAGUGUUGUUGUCAAUACGGAAAUCAAUGUUAUUGUUAAUACGGAUGUGAAUGUUAUUGUGAAUACUGAAGUGAAUACAGUAUUGCCGACUGAAAUCCCUUCUAUGGCAUCUACUGUAUGGUCAACAAUAUUCCCUAGUGAAGGUUUAACAACACCAACUACGGUAGCGCCUACUGUAGAACCAACCGAACCGCCAGGAGAUCCGAGAUGCACUCCCGGAUGCACGUUUGAGCCAACCAUUCUGGACUCCGCCACUCUGAAAUAUUUCCCGAAAAAUUGCAGUACAGUAUGCUCUGCCUCGGCGUUAUACAUUGGAUAUGAAACUGACUUAACAGAAAAACAAAUGAUAGAUACUCUCAAGAAUAUGAAGCAUCUGGUUGGAGACUUGAUAGUAACCAGGUCAAAAUAUAAAACUGCUAGAUUCUUAGCAAGUUUGGAAUCUGUCGAUUGUUAUAACUAUGGAUUUUUCAAAUUCACACUUAACGACAAAAUGACAGAAAUCGGUCUCCCAAAUCUUACCAACGUGUCCUGUCGGAUACAUAUAAGCUCUAACAACAACCUGACUAGAUUGAACAUGCCACAUGUAAUGCCAAUUCAAUCUACAUACGCCAACUACAGCACCAUUGACGUGGAAAUCUCUUAUAGCGCUCCUUCUUUCUGCAUUACCAUUCAAGAAAUGUCAAAUCUAAUGACUUACGAGUAUAUUAAAUUUAGUCUGAUAACCGGAUCUUACUGCGCAGUUUCUUCGAACUCCACGUCAUCAGAAAAGAAGACGUGA
Molecule: messenger RNA, 1884 nt
Organism: Caenorhabditis remanei
Lineage: Eukaryota; Metazoa; Nematoda; Chromadorea; Rhabditida; Rhabditidae
Exons: 10
Coding region: 1-1884 (627 amino acids)
Source: RefSeq, a predicted model, not a curated record